UGUAGGGUUUUAGAAAAUGUUCUUCAUUGUUUGGAGCUCCUCCGAAGAACGCUAUCAAGUUUCAACCUUGGCAGCCAUGGCGAAGCACCUAACCUAAUUCGUUAACUGAGUCUUAAUUUUAGUUUCUUCUAUCUCCGUGGGUGGCUCAGUGGGUGGGUUUUCAGAACCUGAUUUUCAGAUUCCUUUGAGUAUCUCCUCUGCAAUAUCAACCAUCGAUUUCCAGAUAUUAUGUUGAAGCAAGUGGUUACCAAGUAUUCCAUAGGUAAAGCGGCGAUUUAUGGAAGUAACAGAGAAAAGCUUAGACCUUUCCUGUGCCAAACCAGUUGUCGGUUCCACAAUGCACGGACUGUUUUUGCACCAAGAAGCUUCUUUGGUGUAGAAGACUACGUGGAUGAUGACACAAGCCGGCCUUACACAUACCAAAAAGAGAAAAAGUCGAAGAAUCCAGACAAGCAUGUGUCAUUCAAGCAACGAACAGUCGCAUACAUGGAGCCGUUCACUCUAGAUGUCUUCAUCUCAAAGCGCUUUGUUUCGGCAUCUCUCACUCACCGUGUCACGUGUAGGCAAGUUGCUGUUGCGGGAACAAACUCUAAAGACGUAAAAGCUGUUCUGAGGUCAAGAUGUGAUAUCCCGGCAUGUAUGUCCAUAGGGAGGAUCUUGUCCGAGCGUGCAAAAGAAGCUGAUGUUUACACGGCUUCUUAUACGCCAAGGGACCAAGAGAAGUUUGAAGGGAAGAUCAGAGCUGUUGUCCAGUCCCUUAUUGAUAACGGAAUUGAUGUUAAAAUUUAUCUCGAUUAGAAACCAAAUGUUUAUUGUGUCUGUGCUGGAAAUUAGGGUUUGAUUUUGAUUUUCCUAUCAAACCUUAUGGAUUCAACCAGAAACAAACUAAAUCCCAACAAUCUUGGAAAAAAACAGAACAUGUGACAAAGUCUAUUUUGAAACUGGAAUCCCAAGCGAGUCACUGCUCAUUA
Molecule: messenger RNA, 971 nt
Organism: Arabidopsis lyrata subsp. lyrata
Lineage: Eukaryota; Viridiplantae; Streptophyta; Magnoliopsida; Brassicales; Brassicaceae
Exons: 3
Coding region: 229-798 (189 amino acids)
Biological process (GO): translation
Cellular component (GO): ribosome
Molecular function (GO): 5S rRNA binding; structural constituent of ribosome
Source: RefSeq, a predicted model, not a curated record